AUGGCUGCAUACUGGGCAGGCGCUGGAGACGACGAGGCGGCGUCGUACUCGUCCGAGGACCGGCACGACUACUCGGUCCUCCUCGAGUCGGGGUCGGACGACGAGGCCGGGGCGUCGGGCGGCGCGCCCGGCGACGCUGGCCGCAUUCCCUUCCGCCCGUCCCCUGGGCACUCUAUCGACGAUGCCCUGCGUGCGCUCGAAGACGCCGGCCUGGUUUACCAGCCUGAACCGAAUGCAAAGCCGCCUGGCCCGUGGGCGGAAAUCAAUCCACCCGAGCCGCCGCCCAAGCCGCGCUAUGUCUCCACCUACACCGUCGAGGGCGGGUGGGAGACCCGUCUCCUGCCCGAGUCCGAGUGGAUCCCAGCCGACCCGCGCAAGUCCAAAAUUACCGCAAAGCCGCCACCCUAUGGUCGCCACGCCCAAUGCGUUCGCGACUUUCUCGCCUCGGCUGAUCUGCCCGGCGACGAGCCCGCCGUCGUGAUGCGCCCAUGCCCAUGGCCACGGCCCGCCGGCGCAUGCUGUCGCUGA
Molecule: messenger RNA, 528 nt
Organism: Thecamonas trahens ATCC 50062
Lineage: Eukaryota; Apusomonadida; Apusomonadidae
Exons: 2
Coding region: 1-528 (175 amino acids)
Source: RefSeq, a predicted model, not a curated record